AUGGCGCCAUCCUCCAUCCCCGCUAUUAUCCGCCAUCCAUUCGUAGAGACCUUUAAUUGGCUCUAUUGGGUUCUUCAAUUGGUGUUGAGCUAUGUUUUUGCACCUGUACCUCCGCCUCCGGCCAGCAACCAGGAUACUCAAAAGAGAGUAGCCGUGAUUGGUGCUGGGUUGACUGGCGUUUCCUCCGCCGCCCAUUGCGUUGGCCACGGUUUUGAUGUCCAAAUAUUUGAGUCUCGGUCCCAAGAUAAAGGUCUAGGCGGAAUUUGGAGUAGGGUCAAUUCGACAUCUGCACUCCAGGUCAAUAGCCUCAUGUACCGAUUCCACCCGUCUGUUCAAUACAACAGUACCUAUCCAACCCAGGCCCAGAUAAAAGAGCAGAUUGUCGCUUUAUGGAAACGAUAUGAUCUUGAGCGGCGAACCGUCUUUGACACUCGUGUCACAUCCGUCGAGAAAAACAAGAACGGCCAAUGGGUCAUCAAUGACGACGAAGAGAAGUACGGCGUAUUUGACGGCGUUGUCACGGCCGUGGGUGUCUGUGGAGACCCGCUGAUGCCUAAUUUACCUGAUCAACAAAAAUUCAAAGGCAACAUCUACCAUUCAUCGAAUCUUGACGGCAAAGAUGUCAAGGGCAAGAAGGUUCUCGUGGUUGGUGGUGGAGCUAGUGCUAUCGAGGCUCUAGAAUUUGCCGUCAAGUCCGGUGCCGCCGAGAUUGAUGUCCUUUCUAGAUCUGAUAAGUGGAUCAUUCCUCGGAACAUAUUGGUCCAGUCCUUACUCGCAUGCAACAUACUUGGCCAAGAAACUUCUCUCUCCUGGAUACCCGAAUGGCUCCUGCGAAAAUUCUUUUAUCGAGACCUCCAAGAUAUUGCCCCGGUCGAUGAUGGACUCUUCACCCAGACUCCUAUGGCCAACUCGGAGCUCUUUGACCAGAUCCGCCAGGGAAAGGCCCAAUGGCUACGUGGCGAUAUUGUUUCGCUCGAGGAGCAUGGCAUCGUAUUCAACCACCGAGCUCAAGGUGUGCCCAAGGGAGGCCCUGGCAAGGAGCGGUUGGUGGAAGGUGAUGUUAUUGUGAUGGCAACCGGAUUCAAACGCCCGUCGCUCAAUAUGCUACCAGACCGAAUCCUUGACGACGAAGAAUUCGGCCCACCAAACUGGUAUCUGCAAGUCUUCCCUCCCUACCCUGAAUACCUAUCCAUCGUCGGUACGAACAGCACCUAUGUUAAUGCAAUUGGGACGGUCGGAAACAUGCAUAUUGGUGUUUACACGAGAUUCUUCCUCAUGUUCUUGCUGGACCCACUUACUCGUCCAACUGAGCAGCAAAUGAAGACUUGGAUCGACUUUACGCGGUUCAUGAAACGAUUUGCGCCCACGAAAGCUUUUGACUUCUUCACUUAUGCUGAACUCAUCUAUUGGUAUGUUUUCGUGCUGGCUGUCAAUCCUUUUCGAUGGAAGUGGGCUUUCUUUGUUCUGUUCGGCAUUGGACGUGGUUUGCCGAUGAUGGUUGUUGAGAAAGAGCAUGAGUUCCGCAAGGCGUUGCAAAGGCAGCACAAAAAGGAUUGA
Penicillium pulvis is the source of this 1557-nucleotide messenger RNA. Its product is annotated as flavin-containing monooxygenase. The transcript is spliced from 2 exons. Gene Ontology annotation, molecular function: N,N-dimethylaniline monooxygenase activity; NADP binding; flavin adenine dinucleotide binding. Lineage: Eukaryota; Fungi; Ascomycota; Eurotiomycetes; Eurotiales; Aspergillaceae. The record is from RefSeq and is a predicted model, not a curated record. Bases 1 to 1557 code for a protein of 518 amino acids.